AUGUCGCUGGCUGCUGUGAUCAACCCACUCGGCUUCUCGCUCUUUCGAUUGCUAACAUCGCGGCCUGGCGAGAACGUCCUUAUCUCCCCGCUCUCCAUUUCCGGUUGCCUGUCAAUGGUGGCAGCUGGUGCUACAGAGGGAUCCGGAGCUCAAAAGGAGCUGAUGACCUUGCUCAAGGCUUUGGUUCCGAGUUUGCCCCCUGACAGCACCGUGAAAAUGGACAACUCCGCGUGGGUUCGAAUGUUGAUCCGCCCCGAGUUCGUGGAAGAAGUCCAAGGCAAGUUCGGUGCAGAUGCCCAGCAGCUCACGAGCACGGACCCCAAACCCAUCAACGACUGGGUCAAGGACAAGACCAACGGGCGCAUUCCGUCUCUUUUCGAUGGUGCGCUGGACCCCCUCACCGUGCUGGUGCUGGUCAACACUGUGUUCUUCAAAGGCUCGUGGGCAACAGUCUUCGACGUCAAGCUCACGAAGAAGUCAGAGUUCAAAGGCUUUACAGCAGCUCUCCCAUGCGACAUGAUGUAUAAGAAGGAGAAGAAUGUAGCGUACACCGAGAAUGAUGCGUUUCAAGCUGUGCGACUUCCAUACAACGACGAGAAAACUUGGGCAACCAUCAUCCUCCCCAGAAAGGAGGGUGCAGCGGCUUUGUCCGAAGUGGCUAUUUCACUGGAGAAAACCUGGGAAUCCUUGAGCGGGAUGCGCGGCGUGGAAGUUGAGCUAAGUCUUCCUCGCUUCCGCCUCAGCGCCGGUGGUUCCAUCACCACUGCGCUACGGGAGCUCGGCUUGAAGGAGACCUUCGACUCGAAUGGUGGCUUCCUGAAGAUGUCGGACGAUCCACAGGUGCACCUGAGCGAGGUGGUGCACAAGGCGACCCUGGAAGUCAAUGAGGAGGGAACCGUCGCCGCAGCAGCAACUGGCGCAGUGAUGAUGACCAGGUGUCUCCCGCCGCCCGCAGUGCCGAUGACAGUCGAUCGGCCUUUUCUCUUCAUGCUCAGCGACAGCGAUGGUACGAUUUACUUCCUUGGCCAGAUAGUGACGCCAGAGCUUGCAGGGCUCGAGGCAUUCCAGCGUCUCAUCGAUCCUUUCGUUAGCGGCGUCUACGCCGGAGAUCCCUCCACGUUGUCUGCUGAAGCUGCAACCGGUCGUGUUCAGGUGCUCGAGAAGAAAGCAGGCUCCCUCGUAGCCGGGGCCAUCCAGCUCUUCCAGGAGAGAGGGGCCGAGAAAAAAGAAGCCCGCGACCCACGCUUGCCAGAAGUGAAAGGCCAGACUGUCGGAUCCUUCCGGGAGGGCCUGAAGCAGUUUAGCGAUGCUUUGUGCGCAGACAUCGACAGCAAGGGCAGCCCCGUGCAGCUCAACUGGAAGCUCAAGCAGCUGGCCUUCGACGAGCAAAGCCAGGUCCACGUGUUGGACUACGACACCCCAAAGGGUGCAGUUCGGUUGCGAAGUCGGUCUGUGGUGCUCACUGCACCGAGCUACGUCACAGCCGAGCUCCUGCGCCCGGUGUGCGCUCCAGCUGCUGAGACGCUGUCCGCAAUCCGGUAUCCUCGUGUUGCGGCUGUGACUGUGGAAUACCCCAGAAGUGCUUUUCGAGAGCCUGCACACGGUAAGGGCAUCGUGAAUGGCUUCGGCCAGCUGCACCCGCGAACACAGGGCAUUCGAACCCUUGGGACGAUCUACUCCUCGUCUCUCUUUCCGAACCGAAUGCCUGACGAUGACAAAAUCAUGCUGCUGCAUUACAUAGGUGGUGCCCGGGACCCGGAGUUGUACGGCGGCAUCCAGGACCUGACAGAAGGAGAGCUGGUGGAGGCGACGCAUCGCGACACAGUGCAGACCAUGCUCCACCCGACUGAGGCCAACAACCUCCCCACAGCAUUGGGCGUCCGCGUCUGGGAUCGUGCGAUUCCGCAGCUGGAGAUUGGCCACAACAAGCGCCUGACAGACGUGAAAGAGAGCCUUGCCGAUGCCGGCGUGAAGGGAAUGUAUCUCGCAGGCAACUACGUCGGCGGUGUUGCGCUGGGCCGUUGUGUGGAGUUUGGCAUCGAGAUUGCCAACGAGGUGGUUGACUUCAUCAAAGUGGACGCAAAGCAGCCCACGCCGGCGUGA
This is a messenger RNA of Symbiodinium sp. CCMP2592, 2103 nucleotides long. NCBI's taxonomy places the organism in Eukaryota, Dinophyceae, Suessiales, Symbiodiniaceae. The record is from the annotation of a GenBank genome assembly.